AUGGCUAAAGGAAGCGUUACUGACGAGAACGGCAUACCUUACAACUACCUGAUAGUUAUAGACGCCGGGUCAAAAGGGUCACGUGCCUACGUAUACUACUGGCUUUCCUCGCAGUACCUACUUGCCAAUAACAUUCUGCGCGUGCCUGACGAUCAUGUUAAACUGCUAAAGAGGGUCGAACUAGAUCCGUCCGAUCUUCCUCAGGUCCAGACAGGCAGUCAAUGGCACAAGAAAAUCCAUCCAGGUAUUAGCGAGUUUCAUGAGAACUCGGCCCAUAUAGGACCGAGAUACCUUAAUUAUCUUCUCAAGAAGAUUUACGACAUAAUUCCCAUUGAGCAGCAUUAUCGAACGCCCAUAUUUCUCCAUGCUACAGCUGGCAUGAGGCUUUUAAAACCCAACGAGCAGCAGGCGAUUCUAGACAACGUGUGUUCGUAUCUGCAACAAGAAACCAAUUUCUACCUUCCAGACUGCGCGAGCCAUGUUAAUAUUAUUGACGGUGACGUAGAAGGACUUUUCGGUUGGAUCGCCCUCAAUUACCUGACUGGCGCCUUAGCUGCCAACAGAAGCUCAGCAGGCCUACUGGAUAUGGGCGGUGCAUCCACACAAAUCUCGUUUGAGCCUAACGAGAAGGAGACGACAGAGCAUUACAAUCAAUUAAUUAAUUUAAAGCUGGCCACGAUGGGCCAAGAGGUCACGAACUUGAGAUAUAACGUCUACUCGGACUCGUUUCUUGGAUAUGGGCUUUCGCAAAUGCGGCUGAAGUACCUGCGUGGUCUUGAACACAAGCUGGAGGACGGGAAGGAAUACGUGGAAGACCCAUGCCUUGCUGCUAAGAGACACCAAAUGGUGGAACUCGACGGCGUGGAGAUUGAGGUCAAAGGAACAGGGAAUUAUGAACAAUGCAAUGGAAACGUCUACCAAUUAAUAGCCAACAAGUGUGGGGACAGACAAGAGGUAUCGAGCUGUCUGCUGAGCAACACAAACCCAGACUUUAAUUUGAAUUCUGAGAAUUUUUAUGGAGUCUCCGGAUACUGGGACACAGUUGCCAAGCUGCUCAACUACAACGACAAGGAGGAAAAUUAUGGGAAGAUUUACGCAUACGACAAAAUGGUGCAGGAAACAGAGAAAAUAUGUUCUUUGGACUGGAACCAGCUAAAGGAAUACAAGGACCUUGGAAAAUCAGAGCUAGAGGAGCUAUGCUUCAAAAGCACGUAUUUGAUGAACCUGCUCCACAACGGGUUUGGUUUAAACCGUACGCGAUCGCAUUUCACCGUCAAUGAUAACGUCAACGGGUCGGCAUUUACGUGGACGCUGGGGCGUGCCGUGCUUUAUGCUAGCGAUGAAAGUCUGAUUGAGGUGCAAAACUAUGUCCACAAUUACGUGGACGACGGCAAACGCGACAAGGUGGGGUACUCGCGCAACUCGGCUCCUGGAGUGUUUUUUCGCGGCUCUGAAGUGGACGGGGUACCUCUGCGUCCAGUUUAUGAGAUUUUCGACUCAUAUCAAGAGCCAGGCUUCCUCCGAGACCUCAAGCAAGGACAAGAUUACGAAAACGACGAGGUUGUUGAGAAAAUCGACCGGAAAUCGAUAUUCAAAGCGCACUCGUGGAUAGUUGUGAUGAUAGUAUUGGUUGGUUUGGUUUUUGUCAUUGCGAACAAAUCGCGUGUGCUACGUCUCAUUAACGAAUUCGUGCUGUUUCUUUCGUCAUUGGUGAAAAAAUAUAUACACGGUCGCGCAGGCGGCAUCCACUGGCCAUAUGUGACCCGGGGACGGUACAAACGAGCAAGGUCGAUGGACAUGGGUGCCAGUGAGGUGGAACUCAGCGAGAUGGAUAUUGCAGAGCCGGAAGACUCCGAGUUCGAUCUGGGCCGGAUACGAGGACUUCGACCUUUCGGAGGAUAG
Ogataea polymorpha is the source of this 1902-nucleotide messenger RNA. RefSeq lists its product as uncharacterized. Gene Ontology annotation, biological process: nucleoside diphosphate catabolic process. The transcript has 2 exons. Gene Ontology annotation, molecular function: nucleoside diphosphate phosphatase activity. The record is from RefSeq and is a predicted model, not a curated record. Bases 1 to 1902 code for a protein of 633 amino acids. Gene Ontology annotation, cellular component: membrane. Lineage: Eukaryota; Fungi; Ascomycota; Pichiomycetes; Pichiales; Pichiaceae.